Molecule: messenger RNA, 1740 nt
Organism: Ilyonectria robusta
Lineage: Eukaryota; Fungi; Ascomycota; Sordariomycetes; Hypocreales; Nectriaceae
Exons: 3
Coding region: 1-1740 (579 amino acids)
Biological process (GO): double-strand break repair via nonhomologous end joining
Cellular component (GO): nucleus
Molecular function (GO): DNA-directed DNA polymerase activity; DNA binding
Source: RefSeq, a predicted model, not a curated record
AUGGACCUGCCGCCUGUUUUCCUGCUGUCAACGCACUUGCAGCCGGCAGAGCUGCACGAGCUCGAAGGCAAGAUUGGGUCGCUGACCUACGACAUCAACGAAGCUGAGGUUGUGGUGGGAAACAUCAGCCGGCGAGAGCGAGCUAUGUUUGAACUGAGGCGCGCCAAGCUGGAGACGGUGCCUCUUCAGAAGAUUGCUCACGAUGGCGAGCCUCACAGGCCUGCGGACAUGGAAGAUAUCGAUAACCCGCCUGAAUUGAAACGCAGAAAGCUCUCUGGAACGUCUGGUCAAAAUAGGAACAUUGUCAAGGUUGUCAAGUUGGCAUGGAUAAAAGACUCGCUCGAACAGGGUGAGGUGCUACCUGUUGACCCAUAUCUCCUCUACGAAGCCAGAAAACCUUCACCGGAUGCCGCUUCAAAACCUACCAAGACCUCUCCACCAAGCAACAUUCUAGAGAGAGCCGCCGGGGAUCAGCUCGAACAGUCAGCUAUGUCAAGUUCUCCACCCAGGACGCGACACAGAUCACGAUUAGAUACCCAUUCCAUGGCGUCACAUUCGCAGCCACCGCCCAGUCUUGCUCGCCAAACCACAUCGGAACAUGAUAUAUCUCUACCUUUAAUCCCCGACUUCCUGACGACGACGUAUUCAUGCCAGCGGCCGACGCCCAUCAACCCGCCCAACGAUGAAUUCGUCGAGGCCUUGAAACAAGUUCGGACGAUUCGCCUGUUGCAGGGCGACCAGGUCGGUGUAAGAGCCUACUCUACCUCUAUUGCAACUGUGGCUGCCUACCCAUAUCUGCUGAAGACGUCGCAAGAAGUCUCGCGGUUGCCGGGGUGCGGUGCUAAGAUUGCCGAGCUAUAUCAACAGUGGAAAGAGGCAGGCCAUAUUAGCGAGGCCCGGAAGGCCGAGUCCGAAGCCAUGGUCUCGGUGCUCCAGCUAUUCUACGACAUCUGGGGCGUAGGAGACGCUACAGCACGGGAGUUCUACCGGAAAGGGUGGCGGGACCUGGACGACCUUGUUGAGUAUGGAUGGAGCUCUCUUAGCCGUUCACAGCAGAUUGGCGUCAAGUACUACGACGAGCUUAAGCUCAAGAUUCCGCGGGACGAGGCCGAGUCUAUCGGGGCUACCGUUCUAGAUCACGCACGCCAGAUCGAUGCCGGGUUCGAAAUGGUCAUCGUGGGGGGAUUUCGACGGGGGAAGAAGGAGUGUGGUGAUGUGGAUGUCCUUCUAAGCCACCGGGACGACGACAUGACGGUUAAGGCGGUCGAUAAUAUAGUGAUGAGCCUUGAGAAGGCUCAGCUCAUCACACACACGCUCACUCUGUCGACUCGGAACAGUGAACGCGGACAGGCGCCGCUGCCCUGGAGAGGAGAGACAGGUAUCGGGUCAGGAUUUGACACGCUCGACAAGGCAAUGGUGGUGUGGCAAGACUCGAGGCGUGAAGAUGCACCGCACCGACGGGUAGACAUAAUUGUGAGCCCCUGGAAGACGGUGGGCUGCGCGGUGCUGGGAUGGAGCGGCGGCACAACGUUCCAAAGGGAUCUUCGGCGUUACUGCAAGAAGGAGAAGGGGUGGAAGUUUGACAGCAGCGGGAUCCGGAGCAGAGCAGACGGGGCGUGGGUGGAUCUGGAAGGCAGCUCCACCGGGAGUAAGGCGCCGGAUAUGGAGACUGCGGAGCGGAGGACGUUUGAAGGCCUUGGCCUGGCAUGGCGACGGCCCGAGGAGCGGUGCACAGGAUGA